Molecule: messenger RNA, 5965 nt
Organism: Trichechus manatus latirostris (Florida manatee)
Lineage: Eukaryota; Metazoa; Chordata; Mammalia; Sirenia; Trichechidae
Gene: RRAGD
Product: Ras related GTP binding D
Exons: 7
Coding region: 130-1131 (333 amino acids)
Biological process (GO): negative regulation of autophagy; cellular response to starvation
Cellular component (GO): Gtr1-Gtr2 GTPase complex; lysosome; nucleus
Molecular function (GO): GTPase activity; GTP binding
Source: RefSeq, a predicted model, not a curated record
UGGCAGGGAAGAGGAAAUCCUUGCAGCUGUCAGCCAGCACAGCUGUAUGCCCAUUUCGCUACUCUCCACACUCUGUUUCUGGACUUCAGCGAUCCCUUCAGCACUGAGGUGAAGCCGAGAAUCCUGCUCAUGGGCCUGAGGAGAAGUGGCAAGUCGUCUAUUCAGAAAGUUGUCUUUCACAAAAUGUCUCCCAACGAAACCCUGUUCUUGGAGAGCACUAACAAGAUAUGCCGGGAAGAUGUUUCCAACAGCUCCUUUGUGAAUUUUCAGAUUUGGGACUUCCCAGGGCAGAUUGACUUUUUUGACCCUACAUUUGACUACGAGAUGAUCUUCAGGGGAACAGGAGCACUGAUAUUUGUCAUUGACUCCCAGGAUGAUUACAUGGAAGCCCUGGCCAGGCUCCACCUCACGGUGACCAGGGCCUACAAAGUGAACACCGACAUCAACUUUGAAGUGUUUAUUCAUAAAGUGGAUGGGCUGUCAGAUGACCACAAAAUUGAAACCCAAAGAGAUAUUCACCAGAGGGCAAAUGAUGACCUUGCAGAUGCUGGAUUAGAAAAAAUUCACCUCAGCUUUUAUCUGACAAGCAUCUAUGAUCAUUCAAUAUUUGAAGCAUUUAGCAAAGUAGUCCAGAAACUGAUUCCACAGCUCCCAACCCUGGAGAAUUUGCUAAACAUCUUUAUUUCAAAUUCUGGGAUUGAAAAGGCAUUUCUAUUUGAUGUAGUCAGUAAAAUUUAUAUUGCAACUGAUAGUACCCCAGUGGAUAUGCAAACCUAUGAGCUGUGCUGUGAUAUGAUAGACGUGGUUAUCGACAUCUCUUGUAUUUAUGGCCUCAAAGAAGAUGGAGCUGGAACCCCCUAUGACAAGGAAUCAACAGCCAUUAUAAAGCUGAAUAAUACAACAGUUCUUUAUUUAAAAGAAGUGACAAAGUUCCUGGCUCUUGUUUGCUUUGUCAGAGAGGAGAGCUUUGAAAGAAAAGGACUCAUUGACUAUAAUUUUCAUUGCUUCCGGAAGGCCAUCCACGAAGUCUUUGAGGUGAGGAUGAAAGUGGUGAAAUCUCGAAAGGUUCAGAAUCGGCUGCAGAAGAAAAAAGGAGCCACCCCCAAUGGGACCCCUAGAGUGCUGCUGUAGGUGAGGUUUCAGGAACAUCUUUUGAAAUCAGACCUUUUUGGUGAGGCUGCUGCAGCGGGUUGCGCUAAAAGAAGGGGACGAAGGAGACUGGGACACGUGACAUAGAUCGCUUGUUUAAAAAAAAAAAAAAAGAUUCCUGCAACCCACUUCAUCUUCUCUUUUUUAAAUAAAGUACCUGUAAGCACUUUGAAGCAAAAGCUUGUAUAUUAAUAAUGAAGUGAAAUCCACUGUAAUUUUGUUACACAAAUGAAAACUUUUUUGGUCUGUAGUAAGAAAAAUCACGUAUGAGAACUGCCAGGAACUGUAUAUAUUUUGCACUUUUUCAUGUUUUUUUCUCAGUGAACUGAACUUUGAUAAACUACUUUUCUAAGCUUUUUUCUGUACUUGGUAUAAAGGACGUGCAUACUGGAGUCCAUAUACAUAUGGCAAUCAGAAAUUAAUUGAAAAGUGAUGCAUUGGCAACAACUUUUUUUUUAUAAAUUUGGGAAUAUUUCCUACCAAUUAUUGAGAAAAAUCAUUUUUUCAGUAGAGCUGGAUCAGAUUGGGGCAGCAGGCUCCAGUAGCAAUAAGAACUGUCCUCUGUUAUAAUGGGUGUAAACAGGAGUUUUGUAGAAUAGUAUUAGCACCAAACUUAUAUACACAUUUCUAUAGUUGUGGCAGUGUUCCCCUACUCAAUUUUUAUGAAGCUCUUUACCUCAACACACAUCUCUAUAGUCACUUUACACAGAGAGGUUAGUUCUUUGUGCUGUACUACUGUUCUUUAGAACCUUUGGGACCAGAUUUCCAACAUGGUGCCGACCACUGGAGAGAAAUAAGCGUUUUGCUGAAAUGCAGGGGUUCUGGAGGCUUUUCUUUUACCUGUCACCUGGAACUGAAUUAACAUCAGAGGUCAUAAAGUUUCACAAAUGUAGGUGAUUGGCAAGUGUAGACUAAACAAAAUAUAUAUACAUAGUGUAUGUAUAUACAUUUCUGAAUUUCUGGCCCUUGUGAAAUGGGCCUCCUGUUAUACAUUUAAAAUGUUUAGGGCCAGUUUGUUACUGCUUCUUGACCACAGUGAACGGAGCCGGUCUCAGAUCUCCACUGCGUAACGGAAUCCUGCUGGGCACAUUUGUCACCUCUGAGUCUCCUUUUCGUCUUUGCAACAGUGUGUCUUGUGGACUCUGCCCAUUCCCACCUUAUGAUUGAACCAGAGCUCAGCUGGCCACCAGCUCGCUCUAUAAGGCUGGAGAGCCAUUCUGAAAAUUCCUGAUUGUCAGUGUGGAAAGGAUGGCCAAUGGAGGCAUUACAAUUAGCUGUGUAUUUGUUUCUAUGAAAUUCUUUCACUUAUGUUUACUUUAGACUAUCAGGAAAUUAAGAGACUCCUAAAUCUUUCCCCACCUCAAACCAUUCCAAGUAGAUGAUUCUCUGUCCAUCCCAAGGGUCAGUGCUCUAAGGCAUGCUUAUGGGGCAUUAGAAAGUUUUUGUUUUUAAGCAGAGCCUCCUUGGGUCAUCAAAGCUGGUCCUAGCAUAGGGUAUGAAGUCCCUGAAGCAACUUGCCCUGAGACUCUCCCACCUCUCAUAUCUGUGGCCUCUUUCCAUCUUCUCUUCUCCCUCUCUUCAAGUCCUAUUCCUUCCAAGCUGGUAACUGAAGUUUAAGAUGGUAACCGAUUGGGGUUUAAGGUUUGAGCCUCUCAAGGGUCUGUGCAUUUUUGGGAGGAAUUUCCAAAAAUCAGUAAGGCACCCUAACUCCCUUCCUCAUAAUUCCUACUGACGAACCUGGGUACAUAGGAACCCAGGGCUCCAGGGAGGUCCUUCCCUAACUUCCAGAGCUAUACCCUGUUGGACCCUUGCCAACAGGCCUGACACAUAGGGGUUAUUCUUAUAAAUCUAAUUCUCUAAUAUUUUUUAUAGAAUAUUUGUCUUUGAAUAAGAAAACCAAGUAAAGAAUCAGUUUUCUAAUGAGAAUUUAACCUCAAGAUAGAGACACUUGCCUAUCUGAUAAACCACACGUUACUUAGGUAUAUAGAUUAUUGUAACCAGGUGGAGCUUCCAUUUUUAAGCUGGGUAUAUGAUAGAUUUUCAUUAAAAUGUGCCUUAAAAGCCUAUUACUUCAAGAGCAAAUGAUUCUUUGGGGGAAAGGCAAAAAUAAUCCUAUGGCUUGAGGCCCAAGUUUAUGGUAGUAAGUGCACUCAUUGAUUAAUCGUGCUGAUACAGAUUACUGUCUCAAAUCUGUAAGUGUGGCAAUGACCUCUUAAUUAAAGGGUGAUGUAAGAGUUACGGCUAAGUACAGUAUUCAGUUUUUCCAAUCUGUGCUAUUGGGAUUCCAAAAUCUCCUCAAGUCCUUUUGCAUUUAAUUUUUGAUAUGGGAGUUAGCUUAUUUUAGUGUGUAUGACCACAGUUAGGUUUCCAAUCUACUACUAUAAAUACAAAGCUCAAAUACAUGGCUAUAGUGACUACACUGGAACUCAUUCUCAGAGGUUGAGAACUUGACCUGCACCUUUGUAGAGCAGGACAACCUUUUGCCUUUUGAGCCAAUUGGAACUUCUAUGUAGAGGUGAAAUUCUGUUCGUGAAUUAUCAUCUCUGGUUAUUUUCAGUGAUACAGAUUGAUAUGUAUAACUGGGGUGGAGUGUUUCUGCAAAAACACUGGUUGACAUUCACGGAAAAUAUUAUUUUGCAAACAUAUUUCGGGCCCUUAUAUAUAAAACAACUAAAAUCACAGCAAUACACGGCAAUGUUGUUAUAUACAGGUUAUAUACUAACUAACUGUUUGAAACAUACUACAGAAGAACAGCUGAACUGUCUUGAUUAUUAAAGUAUAGGAUGCAUCCAACUUGUAUGGACUGGAUAUGAUUUGUGAUCAAGUAGAGUAUUUUGUUUUACUUUAAGCAGUAUAUCAUUUAUAAGCAUUUUUAAACCUUUGCUUUAAAAAAUGUUAAAUGCCAAUUUAAAAGAAUGUCUCACACGUUCAUGAUUUGGUAAGGCUUUCGUUUUAUUUCAAGUAUAGUCAGGUAAAGCUUUCUGGGAGCAGAAUGGUCUUUUCGGUGAAAAGGAAGUAUGACCUUUCAUAUUUGUGAGGUCAGUUACCGUGUACGUACAUCACUGCUUCGUUGGGCUGUUGGGGCCAUUAGGUAAAGUUUGUUUGCCCAGACUAACCAGCUCUCAUUUCAUGAAAAUGAGGAUAAAUCUAUCUGUUUAAAUUGAGUUUGCACUUCUGUUAUUUUAAAAUCCUUUCAUCUCUCCAUAUUUUUGAUGAAGACAUGCCUUUUAGGACUAUAGAAGAAUUAACUGUUAUUUCAGUAAACUUCAGAUAUCUUUUCUGCACUGAUCGUAAUCCCUAGCCAUCUGGAAAUUCUUUUCCUAAGAGUCCACUUAUCAUUCCUUACUAUGCUUCGUAAGAUUCUAUUCUAUAAUGACUUUAUAUAAUUAUGUAGAACCCCUGAGAGUUCUCAAAGGAGCCCUGGUGGUGCAGCGGUUAAGCGCUCGACUGCUAACUGAAAGGUCGGCAGUUUGAACUCACCAGUUGCUCCAUGGGAGAAAGAUAUAGCAGUCUUUUGUCCGUAAAGAUUUACAGACUUGGAAACCUUAUGGGGCAGUUCUGCUCUGUCCUGUAGGGUUGCUAUGGGUCGACAGUGGCUCUGGUUUUGGUUUGGUAAGAAUUCUCAGAGAGGACUAGCAUCAGAUGUUAUAUCUUAGAUAUGAAAUCCUGUUUCUGAUUGGAAAACCUGAUCUGAAAUAAUUAUUCCAAGAUGUUUAAUCAGUAGUGAUGUUGAGUUUAGGAGAAAGCAAAUGUUGUCUUUAACAGAAUUUUUAAAUAAUUAUAGAAAAUAUUGAGUGCAUACAGUAUGCCAGGCACUGCUCUCAAGUGCUGUAACAUAGCUAAUCCUCAUAAACCCGAGAGGUAGGUACUGUUAUGCUUAUUUUACAGAUGAGACACCUGCGGCCAAAGAGAUGCCAUAACUUGACCGAAAUCGUAGAGCUGUAAGGGGCAAGGCUUAGAGUCAGACUCCAGAGUGCAUAUUCUCAACCACAUUAUUUUAAGAGGCCUCACCAAAUGUCUGCUUAAAUGCCCUCCUUUCGCAAAUGUGAUGAGACUUCGAGUUUAGAAUUUACUGCUGCAUGGGCUUAGUAAGGUUUAAAUGCUGGAUAUUUAAAAAUAAAUACCUGUUCCUAUAUGCGCUCCCUUGCAUGUUUGUGGAACCAAUAGGAGCAGCCGUCUAAAUGUAUUUCACUCAGAGAAGAAAGUCAACAAAGAUUAUGCUUUUUUUCUUCCUAAUCCAUUAAGUAACUCUAAUGCCAAGCGUAAUAGAGACAGAGGGUGUUUAAAUAUCAGAGGAAAAAUUUAAAUACCUUUUACAGCCGUUUGGUGUUUAAAGAGUUGAUAAUGUAUCAGGUGCUGAGAAAAUCAUCUUAACUGCUUUCAUUCUUUUUCCGUGAGUUUUUAAUAUGUAUAACAAUAAUUCAUGGAUAACAAAACAUUAAUUUGGAUUAAGAUUCAAAAAAGCACUUCAAUCCUAAUCCUUUCCAGAGCUUCAGACCUAUAUUUAAAUUUACCACUAGUUUGCUUUUGCUGGGAUCUUCUACAAGAAGAUUCUCAAAUCUAACAUGUUCAGAGUUGAACUUGGCUUCCUUCUUGCUAAUCUAAAUCUUUUCCUCCUUCUAUGAUGGCAUGACUAUCCUUCCUAGUAUCCCUGCCAGAAACUUGGGCCUCAUUCUUGACUCUUUCCUCUUGCUUACCUCCUACAAUCGCCCAUUUUUUACAGUUUAGUCUUACAAAGAGGAGUCCUGGUGGUGCAGUGGUUAAGCACUCAGCUGCUAACUGAAAGGUCGAUGGUUCAAACCCACCAGCCGUUCUG